AUGGCAUCACCGCCGCUACUGCUCUGCUUCCUUAUCGCCGCUGCGCUGCUGGCGGGGGCCCUAGGCACGACCACCACUGAGGAGCCCACAGCAUCCUCAUCAUGGGGCCCUGAAGGUCCAACACUCGGUCCUGGCCAGCCCUCACCAGCCCUGGAGGACUGGGAAGAGGCCAGCGAGUGGACGUCCUGGUUCAACGUGGACCAUCCGGGCGGCGACGGUGACUUCGAAAGCUUGGCCGCCAUUCGCUUCUAUUACGGGCCAGCUCGCGUGUGCCCGCGGCCGCUGGCCCUGGAGGCACGCACCACCGACUGGGCCCUGCCGUCCGCGGUUGGCGAGCGCGUGCAUCUGAACCCCACGCGCGGCUUCUGGUGCCUCAACCGCGAGCAGCCGCGCGGCCGCCGGUGCUCCAACUACCACGUGCGCUUCCGCUGUCCGCUUGAGGCCGCUUGGAGCACCUGGGGCCCAUGGGGCCCCUGUUCAAGGAGCUGCGGGCCAGGCCGUCGUUUGCGCCGUCGCAGCUGCCCAAGCCCCACUGGGGACAGGUGUCCAGGGCGUCCCCUGGAGACACAGAAAUGCGUGAGACUUCCUUGUCCAGGGUGCAGUCCCAAGAUAUGUGGAUGCCCUGACCAUGUUCUCCUGGGCCGAGUGGUCACCCCAUCUGGGCAAAUACUACCAGGAGCCAGGGUCUCUCUGCAAGACCAACCUGGCACUGUGACAACCACCGAUGACCAUGGAAACUUCCAGAUGCCUGGAAUCUGUGCCAGCAGCCGGGCCAAUGUCAGUGUCCAAAAGAAUGGCUUCUCUGCAGCCAUGGCCCAAGCCCAGGCCAAUAGCUCCAUCUCUGCAGUGGUCACUGUUGUCCUUGAUAAGUUGGAGAAGCCCUACCUAGUGAAGCACCCCCAGUCCCGAGUGCGAGAGGCUGGCCAGAAUGUGACCUUCUGCUGCAAAGCCUCGGGCACCCCCAUGCCAAAGAAAUACGCCUGGUUCCACAAUGGGACCCUACUGGACAGGCGAGAGCACAGGUAUGGGGCCCACCUGGAGCUUCAGGGGCUACGCCCAGACCAAGCAGGAACCUACCAUUGCAAAGCGUGGAAUGACGCAGGCGCUGUUCGUUCAGGCACUGCCCGGCUCACCGUGCUUGCACCUGGACAGGCAGCCUGCGACCCCCAGCCUCGAGAGCACUUGAUCCAGCUCCCAGAUGGCUGCAGCCCACCAGGCAGUGGCCCCACGUACUUGGACGUGGGCUUCUGCCCUGACACCCUCUGCCCCAGUCCUGUGGGGUCCAGUCCCCGCUGUGGCGAUGCCAGCUCCCGCUGCUGCUCUGUGCGCCGCCUGGAGAGCAGGGAGAUCCACUGCUCUGGCUUCCUCCUCCCAAUUAAGGUGGUAGCUGAGUGUGGCUGCCAAAAAUGUCUGCCCCCUCGGGGACUGGUCCAGGGAAGAGUGGUUGCAGCUGAUUCCAGGGACCCCUUGCGCUUUGCCCAGAUCUUACUGGGUCGGGAGCCCAUUGGCUUCACCUCCUACCAAGGUGACUUCACUUUGGAGGUGCCACCUUCCACUCAGCGUUUGGUGGUGACCUUCCUGGACCCCACGGGUGAGUUCGUGGACACUGUCAGGGUCUUGCCUUUUGAUCCUCGGGGUGCUGGGGUGUACCAUGAGGUAAAAGCCAUGCGAAAGAAGGCGGCGGUCAUCCUGGAUGCCAGUCAGAGCAACACGAUCCCCCUUGGGGAAAUGGAAGAUGAGGCCCCCUUGGGCGAGCUGGUCCUCCCGCCGGGAUCCUUCCGCAGGGCCGAUGGUAAACCCCAUACCGGGGCCGUGGAGGCUCGCGUGACGUUCGUGGACCCUCGAGACCUCUCCUCUGCGGCGGCCGCCCCAAGUGACCUGCGCUUUGUAGACAGUGAUGGCGAGCUGGCCCCCCUGCGCACCUACGGCAUGUUCUCAGUCGACCUCCGAGCCCCUGGCUCAACUGAGCAGCUGCAGACGGGGCCCGUGGAGGUGCGCGUGGCCGCUGGCCAGAUCCGCAUGAUGGGCCACGCAGAGGCCCUCAAACUGUGGUCACUGAACCCUGACACCGGCCUGUGGGAGGAAGAGAGUCACUUCCAGCGCCAGGGGUCCUCGGCCCCGCGGGUGCGUCGGGAGGAGCGGGUUUUCCUGGUGGGCAACGUGGAAAUCAGAGAAAGACGCCUGUUCAACCUUGACGUGCCGGAGCGCCGGCGCUGCUUCGUGAAGGUGCGUGCCUACGGCAACGACAAAUUCAACCCCAACGAGCAGGUGGAGGGUGUGGUGGUCACAUUGGUCAACCUGGAACCCGCCCCUGGUUUCGCUGCCAACCCCAGAGCUUGGGGCCGCUUUGACAGCGCUGUCACGGGUCCCAAUGGCGCCUGCCUCCCUGCCUUCUGCGACGCAGAGCAGCCAGAUGCCUACACGGCCCUGGUCACCGCCACCCUGGGUGGGGAGGAGCUGGAGCCCGCCCCGUCGCGGCCCCGCCCACCGCCGGCCACCAUAGGCGUGGCCCAGCCCUACCUGGACCGCCUAGGGUACCGCCGCACAGACCACGACGACCCCGCCCUCAAACGCAAUGGCUUCCAGAUCAACCUCGCCAAACCCAGGCCAGGUCACCCCUCUGAGGCCAACGGCCCGGUGUACCCAUGGCGUAGCCUUCGAGAGUGCCAGGAAGCCCCGGUGACUGCCAGUCAUUUCCGCUUUGCGCGUGUGGAGGCAGACAAAUAUGAGUACAACGUAGUCCCGUUCCGUGAGGGCACGCCGGCCUCCUGGACCGGAGAUCUCCUGUCCUGGUGGCCCAACCCCCAGGAGUUCCGGGCCUGCUUCCUCAAGGUGAAAAUCCAGGGUCCCCAGGAAUACAUGAUCCGCUCCCACAAUGCGGGGGGUAGCCACCCACGCACCCAGGGGCAGCUAUAUGGGCUUCGGGAUGCCCGGAGUGUAAGAGAUCCCCAGCGCCCCGGUACCUCUGCUGCUUGUGUGGAGUUUAAGUGCAGCGGGAUGCUGUUCGACCAGCGACAGGUGGACAGGACACUGGUGACCAUCAUGCCCCAGGGCAGCUGCCGCCGUGUGGCUGUUAACACUCUCCUGAGGGAUUAUUUAGCUAGGCAUCCCCCACCUGCUCAGUCCAAUGACUCAUCAGCGUUUGCCAUGCUGGCUCCUCUGGACCCUCUAGGUCACAAUUACGGUGUCUACACAGUCACCGAUCAGAGUCCAAGGCUGGCCAAGGAGAUUGCCAUUGGCCGCUGCUUUGACGGCUCCUCUGACGGCUUCUCUAGAGAGAUGAAGGCAGAUGCUGGCACAGCUGUCACCUUCCAGUGUCGGGAGCUGCCAGCCGGCAGGCCCAGCCUUUUCCAAAGGCUGCUGGAGUCCCCAGCGAGAGCACUUGGUGACAUCCGAAGAGAGAUGGGUGAGGUAGUCCGGGCACAGUCCCAAGCCACAGAUCCCCUCCGCACGCGUCGGGCCAGGACCCGGCAGUGA
Molecule: messenger RNA, 3477 nt
Organism: Condylura cristata (star-nosed mole)
Lineage: Eukaryota; Metazoa; Chordata; Mammalia; Eulipotyphla; Talpidae
Gene: CILP2
Product: cartilage intermediate layer protein 2
Exons: 8
Coding region: 1-3477 (1158 amino acids)
Source: RefSeq, a predicted model, not a curated record